AAUCCUUGACGAAGACACCAAGAACAAUCAUAUAGCCAGAUUAUGAGCUUCUGUAGUUAAGCCAUAAUCUCUACAAAAUCCGCCUAUCGAACAUAAGUGACCCUUGUCAUGAAGUUUGCCAAGUUGUUUGAACAAACCCUCCGCGAGGAGUCCAUCCCCGAAGAGUGGAUCCAGUCAUCCAUCAAGUAUAAACAGUUGAAAAAGUGCAUCAAUAAAGUUGUCGACGAGCUUAAUGACCUUGGGCUUGAGAAGUCGGUGUUAAGCACCUUGAUCCAGCAGAAAAUGGGCGAUGACGGCGUCCCAAAGAUUGAAGAACUUGACGAUGGCGUUCCAAGAGCCACCGCGGCCAAGCCAAGUGCCAAAUACUUGUUAGACAAGGACUUGAAAAACCUUAGACCGGUGUUGACCAUUGACGUGUCUGCUUUGUCUCAGACCCAAGAGAAUGGCAAGAUAGAGGGGACCGGCGAUAGCCAGUACGUUCAAGAGGCCUUGCAGAGACUUGUCGAACAGAGGGAGCUAUCUCUAUCCCCAUGCACGUCCACGUCGGACUCCGAUAACGAGCGUCUUAUUGACGGAAUCACAACCGUAACUUUAUCGGAAAAUCCAUCUCCAUUAAUGUACAAGGAGACCUCCCCGGAGCCGGUUCCAAGUGACGGCUUUAGUUCUGAUACUACCCUCGUGUUUCGCCUUAAAUCUGACGGUGAGUUUUUCCACAUGCUUUCGACGGAGCUACAGGACUUGGAUACGUUGAAGAUCAGACAAGAAAGCCAGAUGUUCAGCACUGUCCAGCAAGUCGGUGAUGUCAUCAACAAGUAUUCUGCCCCCUCUACUAGAAGGUCCGAUAUGUAUGCCUGGAGAAACAUCUUCUGUGCUUACAUCGAGUCUGAAGUGUUCUUCCGCAACAAUAUUAGUGGGACGUCCGACAAGGAUGUUCAAAAGUCCAAGGAAAACUUCCAGAAGUUCCUUGGAAUUCUAGAAAAGGGCAAAUACUACGAUUUGUUCAAGAACAAGCAAAGUACGAAAGCUUUGAAUGAGUUCAUUGGGUUGAAUUACUUGCUUUUGAAGUUGCUACAGUUCCAGCAUAUCAACAGAAUGGCCAUCACCAAGAUUUUGAAAAAGUUUGACAAGCAAACUUCCUUGACAGCAAAGACCCAAUUCCCAGAGCUCAUUUCCACUGAUCCUUUCAUCAAGGAGUCCUUCGCCAAAACCAUGUGCGCCAUCAUCUCAAACAAGCUUCUCACCAUUGUUCCCCAGUUGGACGACUACGAGUGCCCAAUUUGCACCUCGAUUGCUUUCAAGCCGAUUAAGCUCAGCUGUGGUCACUUGUUUUGUAUUCGGUGCUUAGUGAAGCUCCAAAGGGCAAACAAAGAGUCGUGUCCUUUGUGCAGGGAGCGUAAUGUUUUGGAUGCUGAUUCUGCUAACAUGGAUGCCGACGCCUUAAAGUACAUGCAGUUGUAUUUCCCGAAAGAAGUGAAGGCAAAACAGAAGGAAACAGAGAGCGAAAUAGCCAGGGAGCAAUUCGUGGCGGUGUACGGGGAACCAAAGAAGUGUUUGGUUCAGUGAAGGGGUCGCAGGCUCAUUAGCCGAGCGACCAAGUGCUCUCCCCGGGAAUGUAUAGAAGUUUUGUAUGGUGCAUAUUUAAUGAGUUUACAGAGGUAGUAUGUAGCCAAGCGUGCACGAUCAAGAGCUCUAUGCACACCGGAGUAAUCUAAACCGAAGGGACUUCCAUAAGCUCGCAGCUCCUGAUUUCAAACACCCCUCUGCGAUAAAACACGCAAAGCUUUUGUACCUGUGAAUAGGGCUUACCAAUUUAGGUUUACAGAGACCCCUAGCGUAGGGUCAGUCCGAU
Messenger RNA from Babjeviella inositovora NRRL Y-12698, 1849 nucleotides. It is a transcript of the gene TRY3, whose product is annotated as Try3p. The transcript has a single exon. NCBI's taxonomy places the organism in Eukaryota, Fungi, Ascomycota, Pichiomycetes, Serinales. The coding region runs from base 109 to 1563 and encodes 484 amino acids. Gene Ontology annotation, molecular function: metal ion binding. The record is from RefSeq and is a predicted model, not a curated record.